Centropristis striata (black sea bass) is the source of this 897-nucleotide messenger RNA. Its product is annotated as butyrophilin subfamily 1 member A1-like. The record is from RefSeq and is a predicted model, not a curated record. The annotation marks the transcript as partial. The transcript has 5 exons. Lineage: Eukaryota; Metazoa; Chordata; Actinopteri; Perciformes; Serranidae.
UUUAGCUCCACUCAUCAGUCAAACCUGAUUUGUUCGUCUCAACCAAUCGUAGCUCUGGCUGGUGAUGAUGUCGUUCUACCGUGUCGCCUGGAUCCUCCCACCACUGCCACUUUCAGGGCCGUGGAGUGGACCAGACCUGGUUUAGACCCAGAGUACGUCCAUGUCCACCAAGACGGCCGACUGGCCUAUCAGGGCCAGAACCCUCAGUUUAAAUACCGCACGACUCUGUUUGUGGAUCAGCUGAUCAACGGAAACGUCUCCCUGAAACUCCUCAGAGUGAAAGUCUCUGAUGCAGGAAAAUACAGAUGUUUCAUUCCUUCAUUAUGGAAGGAAGCCUUCAUCCAAGUCACCGUUGGUGCCGUCUCCUCACCGAUCAUCAGCUUAAUGAGAACUGACAGUGGAGUGGUUCUCCAGUGUGAGUCUUCUGGCUGGUAUCCAGAGCCUGAGGUGUUGUGGCUGGACGGUGAGGGAAAGCUCCUCUCUGCUGGACCUACGGAGACAGUCAGAGGUCCUGAUGACCUCUAUACUGUCAGCAGCAGAGUGACUGUGGAGAAGAGACACAGCAACAGCUUCACCUGUAGAGUCCACCAGAAGGACACCAACCACACCACAGAGACACAUUUUCAACCUUCAGCUGAUCAUUUUGAGGCUUCGUCUAGGUCUGCUGUUCCUAUCGGCGUUCUAGUGGCUGUUUUGUUUAUUGUCAUCAUUGCAGCAGCUUUUGCUGUGUGGAAAAGGAGACGAAACCAAACUAAAGAGAGAUUGUUAAAAGUGGUGAGGGAGAGGAAGGAGGCAGCUGAGAAGCAGAAGGAGAAACUAGAUGAACAACUGAAGAAGAGAAAGAAACAACAAGACGAGAAUCAGAGCAAACUUCUGUCAGAGAGAGAGGAAGCUUGA